Messenger RNA from Geodia barretti, 960 nucleotides. NCBI's taxonomy places the organism in Eukaryota, Metazoa, Porifera, Demospongiae, Tetractinellida, Geodiidae. The record is from the annotation of a GenBank genome assembly.
CGCUUUUAUGAUGCCGCAUAUCCGCAAUGCUUGAAGGAAAUUGAUACGCCACCCCUCGUGCUGUAUAUCAGAGGAGAACUGACACCGGAGGAUUCGCUCAGCAUCUCGAUCGUUGGCUCUCGCGAUGCGAAAGAUUACGGGCGGAAGGUGAGUUAUCGACUGAGCUAUCAACUCGCGCAGCACGGACUGGCCGUCGUUAGUGGAUUGGCGAAAGGAAUUGAUACCUCAGCACAUCGUGGGGCACUUGAGGCGGGUGGUAGAACAAUCGCCGUGAUGGGUAGCGGAUUGAGUUUUAUCUAUCCAGCGGCGAAUAGUGACCUCGCUGAGAAGAUUACGGAAUCCGGCGCGUUAAUUUCCGAAUUCCCGAUGGAUGUCAAGCCGAAGCCGAAGAAUUUCCCACGCCGGAACCGUAUCAUCAGUGGUCUGACGCUUGGCACUGUGGUCGUGGAAGCGUCAAACCGAAGUGGUGCACUCAUUACCGCACGCCUCGCUGGCGAACAGGGUAGAGAAGUCUUUGCUGUACCGGGAGAGAUCUUUUCUGAACUCUCAACCGGCACCCACCAGUUGAUUAAUAACGGCGCGAAACUCAUCAAUACUGUGGACGAUCUCCUUAACGAACUACCCCCGUACGCAUUAAACCGGAUCCAGUCCGAUGUGCCAACAUCGUCGAUACCGAGUGUAGAGACUGAAUCUUCACAAGCACCGCCCAUUGAGAAAAGCGAUCCCAAACCCUUAGCGACGCAACCUUCCUCCGAAGUACAGCAACCUAUCCAAAGCGUGCCGCCACCGGGUUUAACACCAGACGAGAGAACAAUCUUCGAUGCUAUUGAAGUCCCAUCAUCACAUAUUGAUACCAUCGUUCGGACAACACAACUACCGAUUAGUCUGGUUUCGAGUACCCUGCUGAUGUUGGAACUCAAGGGGAUCAUUCAGCAAUUGCCGGGGAAACAAUUUCACUAA